UGCGGGGCGGCGCUGGGCGCCGCUCACCGCUCACCGCUUGGGGUCUAUGGCGCGGCCCCCUUACGCCGCCCCGCCUGCCCGGAGCCUACGCCGCCGCGACCAGGAGUCGCGGGCCCCCGAGCCCGCCUGACCGGGUCCCGGAAAUGGCGACCCCGUACCCCGGCAGCGAGGUCAAGUGCGGGGCGGGCCGUGGCGCCAGCGUCCCGUGGGACUUUCUGCCUGGGCUCUUGGUCAAGGCCCCGCCCGGACCCUGCCUGCAGGCGCAGCGCAAGGAGAAGUCUCGAAACGCGGCGCGCUCCCGGCGCGGGAAGGAAAACCUGGAGUUCUUUGAGCUGUCCAAGCUGCUCCCAUUGCCCGGCGCCAUCUCCAGCCAGCUGGACAAGGCCUCCAUCGUGCGCCUCAGCGUCACCUACCUCCGCCUGCGCCGCUUCGCCGCGCUCGGGGCGCCGCCCUGGGGGCUUCGGGCCGUGGGGCCGCCGGCUGGACUCGGGUUCGCCCCCGGACGCCGUGGCCAAGCGGCUCUGGUCUCUGAGGUCUUCGAGCAGCACCUGGGAGGACAUAUCCUGCAGGUGAGGGCCCGCCGCCGCUCUCUGCUGCCACCUGGUGGCCGCCUGCGGAACCGCGUCCUCUUCUCACCUGUGCAAUCUGCAGCGCGCGGACCCCAGACCGAACGCUCGCGCGCCCCCUGCCGCCUGCCAGCCACGGUGGUUCGCUGCAUCCCUCAGGGACACAGACUUCAGACCCGGUCUUCUGCUGGGGGCGGAAUCCUCCCUUUUCCCGCCCUUUAUUUCCCCCGACUGCAGUCCCUGGACGGCUUCGUUUUCGCCUUGAACCAGGAAGGAAAAUUCCUGUACAUCUCCGAAACCGUCUCCAUCUACCUGGGUCUCUCACAGGUGGAGCUGACGGGCAGCAGCGUCUUCGACUACAUUCACCCCGGGGACCACACCGAGGUGCUGGAGCAGCUGGGACUGCGGGCCCGGACUCCCGGUCCCCCCACCCCGCCCUCCGUCUCCUCCUCUUCCUCCUCCUCUUCCUCCUCGCAGGCGGAUAUCCCUGAGAUCGACGCCAGCCCUGCCGAGGCGCCCCCUUCUGCCCGGGUCCAAGAACGCUCCUUCUUCGUCCGUAUGAAAUCCACCCUCACCAAGAGAGGGCUGCACGUCAAGGCGUCAGGGUACAAGGUCAUCCACGUGACAGGGCGCCUGCGGGCCCGCGCCCUGGGCCUUGUGGCCCUGGGUCACACAUUGCCCCCAGCCCCUCUGGCAGAGCUGCCUCUACACGGACACAUGAUCGUCUUCCGUCUCAGCCUGGGUCUCACCAUCCUUGCUUGUGAGAGCAGAGUCAGCGACCACAUGGACCUGGGGCCCUCGGAGCUGGUGGGCCGCAGCUGCUAUCAGUUUGUCCAUGGACAGGAUGCCACCAGGAUCCGCCAAAGCCACCUGGACCUGCUGGACAAGGGCCAGGUGAUGACUGGUUACUACCGCUGGCUGCAGCGCACAGGCGGGUUCGUGUGGCUGCAAUCUGUGGCCACCGUGGCCGGGAGCGGGAAGAGCCCUGGGGAGCACCACGUGCUCUGGGUCAGCCAUGUGCUCAGCCAUGCUGAGGGUGGCCAGACCCCUCUGGACACCUUCCAGCUUCCAGCCAGUGCAGCCUGUGAGGGGGCGUCCAGCUCGGGGCCGGAGCCCACCGAGAGGGGUCCGCCGGCAGAGGGGAAGCAGGCUGCGCCCCCAGACCAGGAUGAUGCCCCCCAGGCCCGGGGCAAGUGCAUCAAAGUGGAGCCGCGGGCGCGGGAAGCCAGAAGCUCCGAGGACAGUGAAGGCGAGGAAGCUGCCCAGCAGCCGCGCGCAACGCGGCAGCCCGGGUUCACCUCAGUCAUCCGAGGCACGCUGCGGCCCUGGGACCCGGAGCCCCCGCGCGACCCACCGCCGCUGCCGCCAGCCCUGCUGCCCGCGGGCCUCCUGCCGCCCGUGGUGCGCAGCCUCUGCGCACCCGGCGCCAUUCGCUACGCGCCCGCAGAGCUGGGCCUCGUGUGCCCGCGCCUGCCUGGAGCCCUCUGCCCUGCACUUGGCCUGCCCUGCCCGGGGCUCGGGCUCGCGGGCCCCAGGGCGCAGCACAAGGGGGACUGAGAACCGGUGCCCAGGAUUAAAGCCUGCUCCCCUCCUGUGUCCGCCUUGCAGGCCUCGAUUGUCCAUCUCCCCCCUCCCGCUCCUCCCCUUGCUCUCCCUCCUCUCCCCUCCGGGCCUUGUCCUCCUCCAGUCCCACCUUCCCCAAGGAACGGGAGCCACCACUCUGAGUCCGGAUCUGGAGCGCCGGCAGCUCAAGUUUUAAUGUCCCAGUCCUCGGGCCGGUCCCCACAGCCCUGCUGCUCACUCGGGCGGC
This is a messenger RNA of Heterocephalus glaber (naked mole-rat), 2376 nucleotides long. It is a transcript of the gene Npas1, whose product is annotated as neuronal PAS domain protein 1. The record is from RefSeq and is a predicted model, not a curated record. Gene Ontology annotation, molecular function: protein dimerization activity; RNA polymerase II transcription regulatory region sequence-specific DNA binding; DNA-binding transcription factor activity, RNA polymerase II-specific. Lineage: Eukaryota; Metazoa; Chordata; Mammalia; Rodentia; Bathyergidae. Gene Ontology annotation, biological process: regulation of transcription by RNA polymerase II.